Messenger RNA from Calidris pugnax (ruff), 4464 nucleotides. RefSeq names its product maltase-glucoamylase, intestinal-like. NCBI's taxonomy places the organism in Eukaryota, Metazoa, Chordata, Aves, Charadriiformes, Scolopacidae. The transcript is spliced from 37 exons. Gene Ontology annotation, molecular function: carbohydrate binding; alpha-1,4-glucosidase activity. Bases 22 to 4464 code for a protein of 1480 amino acids. Gene Ontology annotation, biological process: carbohydrate metabolic process. The record is from RefSeq and is a predicted model, not a curated record.
AGCAGAAAAGGAGGCCCCGAGAUGGGGAAGAAGAGGAAAUUCAGCGGUUUGGAAAUCACCCUCAUCGUCCUCUUCUGCCUGGUGGUGGCCGUGGCCUGUGCCCUCAUCGGGGUCCUGGCCACCAGGAAGGCCCCGCCCCCCGCCCAAAACCCUGACGACCAAUUCUCCCCAACUUGCCCCACUCUGAAGGUGGAGCAGCGCAUCGACUGCAUCCCCGACCAACUCGCCACCAAGUUCUCCCUGCAGCCGGCCCCCGCCGUCACCUACAGGACAAUCGGUGGAAUUCUGGAUUUUUACGUCUUUUUGGGAGACACCCCCGAGCAAGUGGUGCAGGAGUACGUGCAGUUUAUCGGGUUGCCGGUGAUGCCUUCCUAUUGGUCGCUGGGCUUCCACCUCAGCCGCUACGACUACGGGUCCCUGGAGGAGGUGAAGGCCGUCGUGGAGCGGAACCGCGCCAUCGGGCUCCCCUACGACGUGCAACACACCGACAUCGACUACAUGGAGGCCAAGAAGGACUUCACCUACGACAAAGAGAAGUUCAAGGAUCUCCCCGGGUUCCGGGCCUACAUGAACGAGAAAGGGCAAAAAUACAUCAUCAUCCUGGAUGCCGCCAUCAGCAAGGAGCCUCUGGUGGACGGCUCCCCCUACCCCGCCUACGAACGGGGCCAAAAGCGAGGAGUUUGGGUUAACGAGUCCGACGGGGUCACGCCAGUUGUGGGCCAGGUCUGGCCAGGAACCACCGUUUUCCCCGAUUUCACCAACCCCGAGAGCUCCAAAUGGUGGGUGGAGGAAUGUCAAUUAUUUUACCAGCAAGUGCCCUACGACGGCAUCUGGAUCGAUAUGAACGAAGUCUCCAGCUUCGUCGCGGGCUCAGUUAAUGGCUGUAAACAGAACGACCUAAACUUCCCCCCUUUCACACCCCACGUGGUGGAUCGACUCCUCUUUUCCAAGACGAUCUGCAUGGACGCGGUGCAGGCCUGGGGGAGACAAUACGACGUUCACAACCUUUACGGCUACUCCAUGACCCUCUCCACCAAAGAAGCCAUUAAAACUUUGUUUCCUGGCAAACGGAGCUUCCUCCUCACGCGGUCGACGUUUGCGGGAUCGGGGAAGUACUCGGGGCACUGGCUGGGGGACAACACGGCCUCCUGGGACCAGAUGAAAUGGUCCAUCCCCGGGAUGCUGGAAUUCAGCCUUUUUGGGAUCCCUUACAUCGGAGCGGACAUUUGUGGUUUCUUCGAAAACACCACGGAGGAGCUUUGUCGCCGCUGGAUGCAGGUGGGAGCCUUUUACCCCUUCUCCAGGAACCACAACACCGAGAAAUGCACCCCCCAGGAUCCGGCCUUCUACGGAGCCGACUCGGUUUUGGUGAAGUCCUCCAAGCACUACCUGACCAUCCGCUACACCCUCCUGCCCUACCUCUACACCCUCUUCUACCGGGCCCACGUCCAGGGGGACACGGUGGUGAGGCCCCUUCUCCACGAGUUUUACUCCGAGGAGGAGACGUGGGGGGUGGACAAACAGUUCCUGUGGGGGUCCGGGCUCCUCAUCACCCCCGUCCUCGAGCCGGGGGCGAACGUCACCCAGGGCUACGUCCCCGACGCCGUCUGGUACGACUACGACUCGGGCGCGAGGAUCUGGUGGAGGAAGCAAUGGGUGGAUUUUUACUUCCCCCCGGACAAAAUGGGCCUUCACCUGCGGGGGGGGCACAUCCUCCCCACCCAGCAGCCGGCGACCACCACCGUGGCCAGCCGGAAGAAUCCCAUGGGGCUGAUCAUCGCGUUGGACGACAACAACGAGGCCGUCGGGGAGCUCUUCUGGGACGACGGAGAAAGCACCGGUACCAUCGAGAACAAAGCCUACAUUUUAUAUGAAUUUAAAGUUUCCAACAACGUGCUCCAGCUGAACGUCGUCCACGGCAACUACUCGGACCCCGGGAACCUGCGUUUCGAGGAGCUCAAGGUCCUGGGGCUGCCCCAGGAGCCCGUGAACGUGACGGUGGAGGAAAAUGGCCGCCCCCUCCCCCUCACCCCCAACAUCACCUACAGCCCCGCAAACAAGGUGGCCCAGAUCUCGGGGCUGGGGCUGGUCCUGGGCCGCUCCUACGUCGUGCGCUGGAUCCUGGGGACCCCCCCCCGGGAGAAAUUCGACUGCGACCCCAACCCCGGCGCGUCCCAGGAGAAGUGUGAGCAGCUCGGCUGCCACUGGAGCGAGGACACCUCGGAGGCGCACGUCCCCUUCUGCUACUACGACGGCUCCGAAAACCCCUACUCCGUCGGUGACGUCACCUACACGUCCCAGGGGGUCAGCGCCAACCUCACCCUCCAAAACACCCGAAACGCCCCCAAAUCUACCCCCAAGUCCAUGACGCCCAUCAGCACCCUCCGCCUGGAGGUGAAGUAUCACAACGACCAUUUGCUGCAGUUUAAGAUUUACGAUUACGCCAAACCGAGGUACGAGGUGCCGGUGCCCCUGACCCUCCCCCCGGCCCCCGAGGGCUCGGCCCAGGGUCGUCUCUACGAGGUCGGGGUCCAGACCCGGCCCUUCGGGGUCCAGAUCCGCCGCCGCAGCACCGGGACCGUCAUCUGGGAUUCGCAGCUCCCGACUUUCACCUUCAGCGACAUGUUCCUCCAGAUCUCCACCCGUUUGCCCUCCCAGUAUUUGUACGGAUUUGGGGAGUCGGAGCACCCCACGUUCCACCACAACCUGAGCUGGCACACCUGGGGCAUGUUCGCCCGCGACCAACCUCCUGGGUACAAGCUGAAUUCCUACGGUUUCCAACCCUUCUACAUGGGGCUGGAGGAGGACGGCAACGCCCACGGGGUUCUCCUGCUCAACAGCAACGCCAUGGAUGUGACCUUCCAGCCCACCCCCGCCCUCACCUACCGCACCACGGGGGGCGUCUUGGACUUCUACGUGGUCCUGGGCCCCACGCCGGAGCUGGUGGUGGAGCAGUACACGGCGGAGGACACCUCGGAGGCGCACGUCCCCUUCUGCUACUACGACGGCUCCGAAAACCCCUACUCCGUCGGUGACGUCACCUACACGUCCCAGGGGGUCAGCGCCAACCUCACCCUCCAAAACACCCGAAACGCCCCCAAAUCUACCCCCAAGUCCAUGACGCCCAUCAGCACCCUCCGCCUGGAGGUGAAGUAUCACAACGACCAUUUGCUGCAGUUUAAGAUUUACGAUUACGCCAAACCGAGGUACGAGGUGCCGGUGCCCCUGACCCUCCCCCCGGCCCCCGAGGGCUCGGCCCAGGGUCGUCUCUACGAGGUCGGGGUCCAGACCCGGCCCUUCGGGGUCCAGAUCCGUCGUCGCAGCACCGGGACCGUCAUCUGGGAUUCGCAGCUCCCGACUUUCACCUUCAGCGACAUGUUCCUCCAGAUCUCCACCCGUUUGCCCUCCCAAUAUUUGUACGGAUUUGGGGAGUCGGAGCACCCCACGUUCCACCACAACCUGAGCUGGCACACCUGGGGCAUGUUCGCCCGCGACCAACCUCCUGGGUACAAGCUGAAUUCCUACGGUUUCCAACCCUUCUACAUGGGGCUGGAGGAGGACGGCAACGCCCACGGGGUUCUCCUGCUCAACAGCAACGCCAUGGAUGUGACCUUCCAGCCCACCCCCGCCCUCACCUACCGCACCACGGGGGGCGUCUUGGACUUCUACGUGGUCCUGGGCCCCACGCCGGAGCUGGUGGUGGAGCAGUACACGGCGCUGGUGGGGCGCCCGGUGAUGCCGCCCUACUGGGCUCUGGGCUUCCAGUUGUGCCGCUACGGCUACGAAAACGACACCGAAAUCGCCAAAUUGGUGGAAGACAUGAAAGCCGCCCAAAUCCCCUACGACGUCCAGUACGCGGAUAUCGACUACAUGGAACGGCAGUUGGAUUUCACCCUAAAUCCCCGUUUUUCGGGGUUGCCCGCCCUCAUCGAUAAAAUCCGAGGAGAAGGAAUGAGGUUCGUCCUCAUCCUGGAUCCGGCCAUUUCGGGAAAUGAGACCAAUUACCCAGCAUUCACCAGGGGGGUGGAGAAGGACGUCUUCAUCAAGUGGCCCAACAGCAGCGACAUCAUCUUCGCCAAGGUCUGGCCAGACCUUCCCAACGUGGUGGUCAACGACUCCCUGGACUGGGACACCCAAGUGGAGCUCUAUCGCGCUUAUGCAGCUUUUCCCGAUUUCUUCCGAAAUUCCACCAUCGAGUGGUGGGCGAGAGAGAUCGCCGAGGUCUACAACAACCCCCAAAACGCCUCCCGCAGCCUCAAAUUCGACGGCCUCUGGAUCGACAUGAACGAACCCUCCAGCUUCGUCCACGGCUCCGUCGGCGGCUGCAGGAACCAGGAGCUGAACUUCCCGCCCUACGUGCCCCAAAUCCUACCGAUUCUUGAACGGAAAUUCUACCGAUUUUUGGACAGAAAUUUUAAUGAUUCAGGGACAGAAAUUUUACCGGCGUUUGAACGGGAAUUCUAA